Molecule: messenger RNA, 2193 nt
Organism: Diaporthe citri
Lineage: Eukaryota; Fungi; Ascomycota; Sordariomycetes; Diaporthales; Diaporthaceae
Exons: 3
Coding region: 1-2193 (730 amino acids)
Cellular component (GO): cytosol; membrane
Molecular function (GO): glycosyltransferase activity; oxidoreductase activity, acting on NAD(P)H as acceptor; aldose reductase (NADPH) activity
Source: RefSeq, a predicted model, not a curated record
AUGAUAUUCAAUAGGACUCUCAACCUCAUAUUCUUGAGCUUUAUCUCCAUAGUCGUUCUCCUCAUCACGGCCAAGCGCCUCCCUCAAUGGGAGCGUGAAGGUGGCCAUUACCACACGGGCGAGUUCAGCCCACAUGUUGAUGUCAACUCGAACGGGACAGCCACAGCGUCGCCCGAGAGCGCCAGCGUCGGUCCAACCCCAGUAGCGAUACCAACCACCAGUCAAGGACUGCAGUCACUGCGCCCUGAUCACGAUCCCAUUUGCGACGGCUUCCCAGACACCUCUGGCAUCCUUCUGGUCAUGAAGACUGGCGCCACCGAGGCGUUCGACAAACUGCCCACUCAGUUGAUCACCAUCCUCCGAUGUCUCCCUGAUUUCCUCCUCUUCUCUGAUCUGGACCAGCACAUUGCCGGAUAUCAUGUCCGUGACACCCUCGAGACGGUUCUCAACACCGUCAAGGACGACAAUUCCGACUUCGAUCUCUACCGCCAACAGAGGGACUGUGUUAUUGACCAGGACAUGUGUUCCAAGACUCUAGAAGGGGCCCAAGACGCGGGUUGGAAUCUGGACAAGUACAAGAACAUUCACAUGGCCGAAAAGGCCCACAGGCUACGACCUGGGUACGACUGGUACUUCUUCGUCGAUGCCGACACGUAUGUUUGCUGGCCCAACCUUGUCCAGGUGCUUCGCAAGCUCGAUCCCUCCAAGCCGCGCUACUUAGGCAGCCCAACCAUAAUCGGAGGGUACCCUUUCGCCCAUGGCGGCAGUGGGUAUGUGCUCUCUACUGCAGCAAUGAUGGAAUUUGUAGGGCAGAACCCUGGGGUCGCGAACAAAUACGACCAGAAGGUCAGGGACGUGUGCUGCGGGGACUACAUGUUGGCGGUUUCUCUCAACGACACCAUCGGUAUCACGGUGGAGAGCCUUUGGCCUAUAACCAAUGGCGAGAAACCAUCCAUGUUUCCUUUCGGGAACAGGCAGUGGUGCCACGCCGUUGGGACGAUGCACCAUAUGAGCAGCGAGGAGGUCUCGGAAUUUUGGGAGUUCGAGCGCAAACGAUACACCGAGACCCAAGAGCCCUUGCUGCUCAAGGAAGUCUACCACGAGUACUUUGAGCCGAAGCUAAUACCGGUGCGCGAGGACUGGGACAACUAUUCCGACGGCUGGUACUACAUCGACUUGGAUUCAGGCCACCGAUGGGAGGACUGGCGGAUCAGCAGAUCGACCAAUGAGGAGAACAAGUCCGAGUUACAAAAGCUGGCCCAUCUAAGUCCCGACGACUGCGCCAGGGCAUGCGACGAACACGUAGAUUGCUUCCAAUGGACUCACGCGAACGAAUGCUGCGGCAUGAAAACGAGCUUCCAGCUAGGCAGGCCGGUGAAAAGACCACAGGACGACAAAGAGCGCAUGACCAGUGGAUGGCCCGUUGAGAAGAUUCAGCGAUGGAUUGAAGAACAGGGAGAAUCUUACAACAACGAGGAGGAACUCGGCGCCGCGAUCAAGUCAUCCGGGAUCGCCCGCGAGAAGCUCUUCGUCACCACCAAGGCGACCGUCAAGGCGGACAAGCCGAUCGAGGAGAACUUCUCCGCGUCGCUCAAGAAGCUGGGCCUGGACUACGUCGACCUGUACCUGAUCCACUCGCCCUUCUUUGCAGGCGGCGACGCCAAAGUCCUCCAGGCCAAGUGGGCCGAGGUGGAGGCGAUCCAGGCAUCGGGGCGCGCCAAAUCGAUUGGUGUAUCCAACUACAUCCAGGAGGACCUCGACGCGGUGCUGGAGACGGCGACGGUCAAGCCGGCCAUCAACCAGAUCGAGUUCCACCCGUACCUGCAGCACAUCACCGACGGCGGCAAGACGAAGCUGCUCGACUACCACCGCGAGAAGGGCAUCGCCGUCAGCGGGUACGCCGGGCUCACUGCUAUCACGAAGGCGGCUCCCGGCCCUGUUGAUGGCGCGUAUGCCAGGCUGGCGGAGAAGUACAACGUCACCGAGGGUGAUGUGGCCCUGCGGUGGACGCUGGACCAGGGCGUCGUGGCCAUCACGACAAGCUCGCGGGAGGAUAGGCUCAAGGAAUACGUGGGCAAGCUGCCCGCGUUCGAGCUCACGUCUAAGGAGGUGAAGGAGAUCUCGGACCUGGGACUUAAGAAGCACUUCCGGGGCUUCUGGAGGGACCAGUAUGACGAGGAUGACUGGAGGUGA